AUGAAUCAUUCAUUUUAAAUUGUACCUUCAGAUAAUUUUUUGAAUAUUCUGAAUCAAAACAAUAUUUCUGUUGUAGAUAUAGAUGAUGAAUACAGAGUCGAAUAAGAUUGGAUGUUUGAGAAUGAGAAUAAUUAUAUUGAAGAAUAACAUGAGCCAGAAUAACCUAUUUUGUAUGAACGAUCUAAAGCCCUUGUAGGAAAUCAACUAUUGUAAAAGUUAAAGAAAACUAAAGAAGAAGAUCUUUUAAAACAAAAUAAAGAAGUUUUUUAGGUUAAUCAAUCCAAAAGUCUCUAUCUAAAUAAAAUAUAGUAAUUAAUUGAUAAUCCUGCUGUUGUAAGCAAGCCUAAGCAGACGUAUAAUUGCUUUAUCCACUUAGUCGUCAGAAAGUAAUUGUUGAAAGCGACUCAUCAGAUGGAAAGGGUAGAUUGGCUAAAAAUAGAGAAUCAGCAAGAAAUUCUAGAAAAAGAAAAAAAAUAUAUGUAGAAUUAUUAGAAAAUAAAGUAAAAGAGUUGACAGAGUAAAUCAAAUAAUUGGAAUCCAAUUUAUAAUAAUAUAAAAUAAAAAAUCUAUAAGUAAAUCCUUAUAUUAUAUAUUAUUUAGCUUGAAAGUUUUAGAGAAGAUUAUCAUAAAUAAUUAUCUUAAUUGAAUGGAUUAUAAAGUAUUCAAAUAUUACAAGAAUAAUAUGGUGCCACAUCAUAAAAACGAUGGAGUGUCUGUACUGAAUUAAUUAAUCUAUUGAUUGAGUCUACAAUUCCUAUAGAAAUUAAAAAGUUAAUGGAAUCUGCUAAAAAUGGAACAGAUAUGUUUAUUAAACCACUAUUGAAUCAUAAUUCAUGUUUGUAAUACAGAGAAUAUUUUUAAUAAGGAAUUAUUGAUUUAGAGAUGUAAGCUAUUAUUUAAAUUGAGAGCAACAAAGAAUUUUGGAUUAUCAUAUGAUAAGAUAAGAGAAUAAGUAUUCUACUUAGAGAGAUUAAAAUUAGAAGUCAUAUAAACAAUAGGAGCUAAUUAAUUCAUCGAGUACUUAAAUUAAUAGCUUUGUUGA
Molecule: messenger RNA, 1042 nt
Organism: Paramecium primaurelia
Lineage: Eukaryota; Ciliophora; Oligohymenophorea; Peniculida; Parameciidae
Source: the annotation of a GenBank genome assembly